AGCACACCAUUUCAGAGAACACACUCCUCACUCUUUCCCACCCCUCAGGAGACACCACCUUCCUCCCUCUGGAAGACAGAUCUUGUGAGCUGGCUGUCACCUCUCAGAGCUCUUGUAUUUUUACGAAAAGACUACAAACCAACGUGAGAGGCUGCCUAAGACUGGGAGGUGGCUCCACAGUGCCACAGUGGCUGUAGACCUUGAAUGGAAAGACCCUCAGGAGCCCACCAGGGAGAAGACCCAUUUCUAACCUGGAUCCUUGAGAUGGGAAGAUUCACCUUUAACCUGGGUCACACCUUCUGCUGGUAGCCUGGAUAAAGGGACAUGGAAGAAGGAAGUUUGCUCUCUUUGCCUCAUUACUCUCAUUCUCACUGUCAAGUGCAUUCCCUUCACUGGCAUUAGAGCAUAUCUCUUCAGGAUUCCAGUGUAUACAACAGACCAUCUGAGACAUCCAGAUUCAUGGACCGAACAACUACUGGACUUCCCAUUGGCAAACAAGCAUAGUUGGACUGACUGAACCAGAAACGAAAAAAAAUGGAAACACGUCAGAAGGUUGUAACAGGUGGAAAGAAAGAUGGUGGCACCUCAGGGGCAGGGCCACUGAGGAUCCUCCUGGUGGGCAAAUCUGGCUGCGGUAAAAGUGCCACAGGGAACAGCAUUCUCCGACGACCAGCAUUUGAAUCCAGGCUCAGAGGCCAGUCUGUGACCAGGACCAGCCAGGCAGAGACGGGCACGUGGGAGGGGAGAAGCAUCCUAGUGGUAGACACGCCCCCCAUCUUUGAGUCAAAGGCCCAGGACCAAGACAUAGAAAAGGACAUUGGAGACUGCUACCUGCUGUGUGCCCCAGGACCCCAUGUGUUGUUGCUGGUGACCCAGCUGGGACGCUUCACAGCUGAAGAUGCCAGGGCUGUGAGGAUGGUGAAGGAGGUCUUUGGGGUAGGGGUCANGAAGCACAUGAUCGUCCUCUUCACCCGCAAGGAAGACCUGGCAGAGAAGUCNUUGGAAGAGUUUGUGACCCACACUGACAACCGCCGCCUGCGCAGCCUGGUUCAGGAGUGUGGGAGGAGGUACUGUGCCUUCAACAACAGGGCCUCUGGGGAGGAGCAGCAGGGGCAGCUGGCAGAGCUCAUGGCCCUGGUGAGGAGGCUGGAACAGGAGUGUGAGGGCUCCUUCCACAGCAAUGACCUCUUCCUUCAUGCCGAGGCGCUCCUUAGAGAAGGCUAUGGUGAGCACCAGGAAGCCUAUAGGUGCUACCUGGCCAAGGUGAGGCAGGAGGUAGAGAAGCAGAGGUGGGAGCUGGAGGAGCAGGAGGGCAGCUGUGCCCUCAAGGUCCUCUCCAGAAGCAAAAGGUCGGAGGCGUUGCGUUCUGAUUUUUGUUGGGGUUUGGUGUUGUCCAUAUCAAUCUUCUUUAUUAUUUCUCUUCUCAUAUUUUAUAAUGUUUGAUGCUCUGCAUUUUAUUGUGGGUUGGGAUCACCCAAAAAUAUUGUUUUCUACCUAUGGGGGAGAAAUGUGUAAAGUGUGUCCUAGUGUUUUUAAUUGUUAAUUAAGCUAGCAACAGGCUAGCAGGAUAUAUAAAGGCAUGUCACUUCCUGCCCACCUCCAAAAGAAAGGCAAGCUGGGGAUCCGGCAUCCGGUGCCUUUCCCUGCCCGAGGAGGGGUGUCUGCCCAGGAGCAGUC
Mus pahari (shrew mouse) is the source of this 1677-nucleotide messenger RNA. Its product is annotated as GTPase IMAP family member 3. The transcript has 4 exons. The record is from RefSeq and is a predicted model, not a curated record. Lineage: Eukaryota; Metazoa; Chordata; Mammalia; Rodentia; Muridae. Gene Ontology annotation, molecular function: GTP binding. Bases 535 to 1443 code for a protein of 302 amino acids.